This is a messenger RNA of Monopterus albus (swamp eel), 3451 nucleotides long. Its product is annotated as presenilin-1-like. Gene Ontology annotation, biological process: amyloid-beta formation; membrane protein ectodomain proteolysis; protein processing. Gene Ontology annotation, molecular function: aspartic endopeptidase activity, intramembrane cleaving. The record is from RefSeq and is a predicted model, not a curated record. Gene Ontology annotation, cellular component: gamma-secretase complex; membrane. NCBI's taxonomy places the organism in Eukaryota, Metazoa, Chordata, Actinopteri, Synbranchiformes, Synbranchidae.
GGGACCAGGAGUUUGGCACUGUGUCCGGCUUCCUCCUGAAACGCACUAAGGACCUGUUCACAAAGUACAGGCAGCUGCUGGUUAGAGAAGCCCAGGUAAACAGUUUGGUUUGCAUGUGAGGACCAGUGUCCACCGAUCCAACCAUGGCAAACGGUGCAGAGGAUAUUGAAAACAAUAUGGACCAACAGGGGUUCAGUGCAGCCCCUGAACACACACAGAACACUGCAGUGACCAGAGGAGGCUCAGGAGCUGGAGGAGGAGGAGAUGGUGGAGGAGGCGGAGGCGGCAGCAGCGGCAAUGGUAGUGGACCAGAGCAGAAUGGGCAGCCUCCCAUUGCUCCUCCUCCACGUGUGGUGGAGGCCGAGGGAGACGAGGAUGAGGAGUUGACCUUGAAAUACGGGGCCAAGCAUGUCAUCAUGCUGUUUGUCCCCGUGACCCUCUGCAUGGUGGUCGUUGUGGCAACCAUAAAGUCGGUCAGCUUCUACACCCAGAAUGACGGACAGAGAUUGAUCUACACGCCGUUCCCUGAAGACACCGACACAGUAGGACAGAGAGCUGUCAACUCCAUCCUGAAUGCCACCAUCAUGAUCACUGUGAUCAUUGUCAUGACUUUGGUGCUGGUACUGUUAUACAAGUACCGCUGCUACAAGGUGAUCCAAGGCUGGCUCUUCCUCUCUUCCCUCCUCCUGCUCUUCUUCUUCUCCUACAUCUACCUCAAAGAGGUUUUCAAGACCUACAAUGUGGCCAUGGACUACUUCACCCUGGCGAUAAUAAUCUGGAACUUCGGAGUGGUGGGCAUGAUGUGUAUUCACUGGAAAGGACCGCUGCGACUGCAGCAGGCCUACCUCAUCAUGAUCAGCGCCCUCAUGGCCCUGGUUUUCAUCAAGUAUCUGCCAGAGUGGACAGCCUGGCUCAUACUAGCAGUCAUAUCUGUCUAUGAUCUGUUAGCGGUGCUCUGCCCCAAAGGGCCUCUGAGGAUCCUGGUGGAGACGGCUCAGGAGAGGAACGAACCGAUAUUUCCAGCUCUCAUUUAUUCUUCUACAAUGGUGUGGCUCGUCAACAUGGCCGACACCGACAGGCCAAAGAGGAAUUCAACAGAAGCGGCUUUGCCUCAACAAGAGUCUCAAGAAGCCGUGGCGUCCCUGGGUCCCUCCAGUUCGUCACAGGACGACGGAGGCUUCACCCCCUCCUGGGUCAACCAGCAGUCCCACCAGCUGGGGCCGCUUCAGUCCACCGAGGAAACCCGGCUGACCUCUGCUCGUCCUGCUGCUGAAGAUGAAGAUGAGGAGAGGGGUGUCAAGCUGGGGCUCGGAGACUUCAUCUUCUACAGCAUGCUGGUGGGGAAAGCGUCUGCCACAGCCAGCGGCGACUGGAACACCACACUUGCCUGUUUUGUAGCCAUUCUCAUUGGCCUGUGUCUGACCCUGCUUCUUCUCGCCAUCUUCAAGAAAGCGCUGCCCGCUCUGCCCAUCUCCAUUUUUUUCGGCCUGGUCUUCUACUUUGCCACAGACAACUUGGUACAACCUUUCAUGGACCAGCUGGCGCUACACCAGUUCUACAUUUAGCAGGACGCUGCCCUGUUAGCCCCCACCCACGCAGCUCUCCAGUCAACAACACGAGAGCGGUCCCUUCACAGCUGGGGAACAAAGGGCGAUGCAGGAGUCCCCUCCUGCCCCGCACCCCCUCCUAAGGACUUGUGAUAAUGGGACACGAGUUAUUUUUGUUCUGCCUUUCUUUGUGGCGCUACGGGAGGGUAUUCCCCACAACAUAUUUUAUUUCACUUUGUAAACAAGAAGAAAUUUCCUCGCUCCACCUGGGACGUCAUCUUCAAAUUUGUUGUUGAUCAUCGGACACAAUCUAAGAGGUCCGUCAGUGGGAAUAAUUUAUCCUUAUUUAUCCAGCAGAACUUCACAAGAGCUCGCCUGCUCAUUUUGGGCAGUGCCCUGCUUCACAUCCAUGCACACGCACGUCAGCGCUGCCCAGUUGCCCGCUCCACAGUAGGUGCCUUGUUCAGGGACACCUUGGCGAUAGCUGUUGUGCAAAGGGAGACAGUUUCAUUAAAUCUCCUUGCACAGACUUUGAGCAAAAAUCUUUACCGCCGCCUGUUGUCAUGACUUGAGCUACCACCACGCCCAAACUAAACCGAAGAUACAAAAAGCCUUUGUCAAACUAAUGGACACUCAAGGAUGAUAUUGAUCAUAGAUUGGUAAAUGUAUAGUCUGAUUAUGUAUGAGCUGUCAGUCACCAGAGCGUGCUUUCCUCACCGCCACUAAGAAUGAUUUUUCUACUGUAGACACCAGAGCUCUGAGGCCAGAGCAGUUUACACCCAGAGAGACUGAUCCAGAACCAAGCGGUGGCUUGGACAUGUGAAUCUGUGUCAUGUGAAAAAGUGAAGAAAUGUAUGUCUAGAAUUUAAAAUGAGUGUUCUUGUGACAUCAGCUCAUGACAGGUUUCACCGUUUUCUGCCCUUAUUGUUUACCUUAAAUCACAUUUGACUUCACGGCCUGCAGAGGGAGGAGGUCGCACACUGACGCGCUCACACCUGAGACUUGCCUGUUAAUCACUGAGCAGUCCCGCUGGUGCAGUCGGAGGUUCAGUGCCUUGCUCAAGGGCAUUCCAAUAGUAAUAUAGUUGUUGUUGUGAGACAGAAAUGUGCUUUUCCUUCUCCUGACUGGGAUUUAAUGUGUUGGGUUUUUUUUUUCUCCAGGGAUUGUAACCUGUGAUCAUCUGGUCACAAAUGCUGAACCUUUAGGCUAUAGCUGCCGUCAUGACGCUCGCCUGGUGCUGUCUUGAACUAUGCUACAUCAAACACUCAUUAUUUUGUCUGUACAUCGAUACUGUUGUGUUUUUUUCAAGAUAUGCAGAAGAGAAACUUUGUACUUUCUGAGACAUCCCCGUGUAAAUGUUAAUGGGGUUCCUACACAAAUCAGGAAAGGCCAGUAAGGUGAAAAACCUUUUGCCAGAAAUGAUCUGCAGGUUCUGAUGCAGCGGUCCUCAUACACAAGCAAGUUGUAGAUGUAGCCAAAUUUGAUACUUGAAUUUGUGAACAUUUUUGGAAAAAUAUUGUCCAUUUGUAGCAUCAGUAACUCGACCAUUUUAAAUUAAAUGGAGAAACUUUAGAGUAAAUGAAAAUAAUGGUUUACUAUGAAACACUGAGAUGUGUAUGAACCCAAAAUUUAUAUUAUCAUAUGCCAGAUAAUGUUCCGUGAUGGAGAAAAGACGAGUUGUAUUGUUUUCUCUUUAGUCCUUGCACUAGAGUUUCAUGCUGAGAAAAGAAACCAGGAAAGAACAAGAUAACAUUUGGUUUGAGACAGUCCUGUCCUGUCCUCCCACCCUUUGGUUGUUCAGGAAUAUGUUGGGUGGCUGGGGUUUUUUUUUUUUUCCCUGUCCUUCACAUGCAUACUUGGGUUAUGCAAGGUUAUCCAAUCCAGAUUCUGUUCUUUUUUUUAAA